AUGCUCUUACUUCUCAUUUACUUUGCCAGUCAGCUUCUUGUUUAUGGUAUGUCAUAACGAGCUUUUGUCAUGAUUUUAGUUUUUUUAUGUCAUUUUGACUCAAGAUAUGUCAUAUUAUAUGAGUACAAUAAAAUUUUAUUUUUUAUUAUCUUUACAUAGUGUAUUAGUACUAUGUAAGAGAUAUAUGGGUAACAAAACAAAGAUGACUUAUUGGCAAUGACAUUGUAGUAGCUAUGUUUAGAAUGUUGUAUGCCACCAUUGGACAGCCAGGCAUUUGUACUGGGCGACUUUCAGAGUGCGGCUAGGGCAUUUGGAGAUACCAUCAACAAGGUUCAAACGCCAAUCAAGUUGGGUAAGGUACUAAUUCAUUAUGUUUUUCAAAUUGAAUGUUACGCAAGGAAAUUCAAACGUUUUACUGACUUUACAGUUCGAACGUAUAAACUUUAAACUUUUGUCAUUUUGUGUUUUUCUAUGAACUUAUUGACCAAGACUCUUUUAGAUGCUAAAACAGUCAAGAAUACUGUAGUCUCAGAUCCGAUAGAUCUGUUUUGUUAUGACUUUGAUGACAAAUGCAGAUGGCGUAACAUUGAAGGCGCUGGGGUCGAUGAACUGGACUGGUAUCAAGGAGCGGGCUUCCUUGAUGAAUCUAGGCUUCGAGUCUCUACUGGAACUCAUUUGAGUCCGGGUGAGUGUACAUAUGUUAUUAUUGUUAAAUUUUGGUACAAAAAGCAUAAAACAAAAUAAAUUAGGUAAAGGUAGAACAGAUGAUUAUAAGGAAGUAUAUGAAAUUAAAAGACAAUAAAAUAGUUGCAUUUUUAGAUGGAUAUUACGGUAUUGCUGCAAGUGACCGUAUAGAGUUUCCAACUUCAAAGGCUAUCCUGGUCAGUGAUCCAAUAGACUGCCAACUAGGCCAGGCCGAACUCAGGUUUAUGUAAGUAACAGUUUAUUUUCAGCAUGUCAUCUAUGACAUAAUUAAUGUAAUGUAUCUGUAAAUGACUAGUAAAUAUGAUUUAGGUACUGGACCAGUCCAGACGUAAAACUGAUCAUAUGUACCAAGUCAAUGUCAAAGCCGGCUGGCGACUACGAUUACUGUGCGUCGGCCAUAGAAACAGGUGAUCCAGGCCCAGCUUAUGUUAGUAUACCUGACCUCGCUGGGGAACCUUUUCAGGUAAGACAUAUAUCAAUUAAGAUACGAUUUUAGUAAACUAUGAAGAAUAAAAUUUAGAAAAAUGGAAAUAUUUGUUUUGUUUAUACUACUGUAACCUGGUUUAAGUUAUAGAUAUAUGUCCGCGCCGAAAACUUUAUUUACAAUUCGGCCAACUUACAAGGCGGUUUCGCUAUCAUAGAUAACAUCGAAUACUUUGGAGAAUUCUGCCCGAAACCUCAGCUAAUGAGACACAAAGUGCCGCACAGUCGAACGGUAACUUCAUUUAUCUACUUUGCAUUGUAUACUAUAAUAUCUUUAACAAAUAGUCAGUAAUUUACUACAUAUACAGCUUUAUACAUGCAAAGUAAUAUAAAAGUUACUCAAUUUAGGAACCCCACCUCUUAUCAGAUGCUGUAGUUCCAUCUCAGGCUGAUCAAAGUAUCAUAAUCCACAGUAACCCUGACAUACACAAGGACGUAUGUGAGGUACUGGACUGCUCUUUUAAUGCUACAGAGUACUGCGCCGGUCAAGUACAUGGUAGUGGAUGGCUGACUACAACCUUCCCGACCUCUGAUAUCAUAGGUGGCAUUCCGGGUGACGCUUCUCGGUUACCGUAUAACAAAGGUAACAUUACUUCAGUUUUUAUGUAAUUUCGGAUAGUAAGCUCUUCAAUGAUACUUAAUUCAAGCUAGCAUAAUCUUAUUAUAACUAUGUUACUCAUAGAUACAUUUGUCUUUAGAUGGUAGUUUCGCCUACAUAGGAGGUCCUCAGAUGAAGACCCGCUACACGACGAAGAAGUUCUCGGUGGAGGAAGACCUGUUCCUGAUGUUCGCCUACUUCAAGGCCAACCAGAUGGGAGAUCUGAGAGUGUUUCUGAAGCGAGAGUACGACACCAAAGAGCAGUUAUUGUUUACGGUAGGUCUACAUUAAGGUACGGUACCAUAUUCAGACACCUAAACUCACAUUGGAGAGUCACCGGUGGUUCCGCGAAGUACGACCGCUAUAUCCUGGCAACUACGAGUAUGUAAGUCAAUAUUACAAUGAGUUAGCCUUACUAAUACGACACAAAGGUUUUUCACAAGGUGAUAUAUUGUUGUAG
Molecule: messenger RNA, 2246 nt
Organism: Bursaphelenchus okinawaensis
Lineage: Eukaryota; Metazoa; Nematoda; Chromadorea; Rhabditida; Aphelenchoididae
Source: the annotation of a GenBank genome assembly